GGUACACUCACUAUUGGCUGCUAUACUGGAUAAUUCAAAUUGACACACACAAACCCUGAAAGAUGGCCAGUGAUGUUCUCUACUCCACUGUUGACUUUUCUCAAAAGAAUCAAGGCAAACGAGCAGCUAAUAAAACCAACGCAGGAAAGGAAGAUGAUGUCACCUACGCUACAGUGAAGUUUGGAGAAGCUCCGAGCCGCCAGAAACAGCAAGCAGCCUCCAGCAGCACAGCGGAAGCAGGAAAGGAAGAUGAUGUCACCUACGCUACAGUGAAGUUUGGAGACGCUGCGAGCCGCCAGCAACAGCAAGCAGCCUCCAGUAACACAGCGGACCCCAUUGCUGGUAAAACUUCUCCAUACAGAUGGUCUGCAUUGGUCCUGGCAGGACUGUGCACUCUCUCAGUGGCUGCCAUUAUAUUCCUCUCAGUCUACAUUUCUAACUUCCAGACCAAGAACCUCAAACUUCAGUCCCAGUAUUCAGAACUGGAAAGGAACUACACAGACACAGUUACUAACUUCCAGACCAAGAACCUUGAACUCCAAUCCCAGUAUUCAGAACUAGAAAGGAACUACACCAACAUCUCUGCCACAGUUUCUAAGUUGACAGUGGAGAGAAAUCAAAUCCAAUCCUGGUAUUCAGAACUGGAGAAGAACUACAGCAACAUCUCAAAGAAAUACUCAGCACUGGACCAGUACUGUCCCAUCGUAGACACCUCUUCCAAGGAGCGAGUUUGUAAAUCCUGUCCACAGAACUGGGAGCUGUUCAAUGGCAAGUGUUACUACUUCUCCACUGAUAAAAUGAACUGGAACUCCAGCCGUGAUAACUGCACAUCACUGGGGGGGCACCUGGUGAUUAUAGAGAGCGAUGGAGAGCAGAAAUUCCUAUCGGAUAAGGCUUGGAACAUCACGCAGGCUAAUAUAAUCAAAGAAGAGGAGAAAGCCCACUGGAUCGGCCUGACUGAUGCUGUUACUGAAGGAACCUGGCUCUGGGUGGACGGCACUCCUCUCAUUGGCAAUGUCCAAGCAAAAUUCUGGGGCAGUAGGAUUUAUAACGGUGUUGAUUAUGGUAAAGAGCCUGAUAACUAUACUGGAGUGGACCCGUCUGGGGAAGAUUGUGCACAACUACAGCCAAAGAGGAAUUCCAAUGAGACCUGGUUUGAUGCCUUGUGCACAAAACAAUAUAAAAGGAUUUGUGAAACUAAGACAGUGAUUGCCUAAUAAGAGGAUUAUCAGGACAAUAGGAAGUUAGGGUUGCUGAAGCACAAAGAAAGAUUAGAAAGAAUAGAAGAAGCUCAGUUCAGAUAGACAAGCAUGCAGGUCAUCCCCCAACAUUACCAUAUUAACCGUUUGAUUCCCACAUUAUGAAAAAGCACAGAUAACAAUGAGCUGGUGGUUAUUUGUAUUUAAUGUAGUCUGGCCUUGAGAACAGAAUUGCAUUGUUGUUCAGAAACAAAACUGAAACAUAAGAAUCUCAAAAUGUAAAAGUGCAUCUGAGACAUAAAACUUACCUCAGGUAGUUUAGCAAUGUGAUCAGAAUUUCAGUAUUUAUUUAAAACCACUGCACACAUGCACCGAAGUGACUCGCUAACCCUGAUCUCUUGUAAAAUAUAUAAAUAUUGGAUUCACCCAAAUAUAAUGUGAAAGCUCUCUAGGAGGCUAGGAACAGUUAUCAUGUUCACCAUGUAGAGUGGGACACACAGAAAGACACGAUGAGUGCAGAAAGCUCCACAUCUUGCAUGAGGACCCUAACAACAAGAUUGGAAGCCCUGUUCACACUUGUAUCGGUAGGAUACUAGUACAGUUUGUUUCAUUAUAGAAUAUACCGGUAUGAAUCCACUUUCUCUCCUAACUCAUUUUCCAAUACUGGUACAGAAUCGAUACAGCUGCGAUAUACCUGUCCACAUUCAUGUAUGUUUAAAUCAACAGUGUUCGGGUUCUGGACUUGUUUCCAUGAUGACCUCUGUCACAUCUGUUAGUGGUGUUUUAGAGUGGCACUGCUCUUCAGUACCCUUUACCUCAUAGUCAUCAUCACUUAUUUAGUAGGAGAUUAUUUUGUCACUUAUUUUGGCAUUUUUGGUGCAGCCCAUGAUACGGGUAUUGCUCACCGUAAAAUGUAAAGCUGUUUAAAGUAUUUAAACUUUAAAGCAAGACAUGUGUGUGCUUCAGAAUAUUAACUUACCUGUAUCACCGUGUCGGUUUACCUUUCCACACUUAAGCUGUUCCGAGUCCUAACGAAACAGUACCGGUACGAAACCUCUUUUGUGAGUUUCGUAACGAUACAGUUACAUCGAUACGACAACAGUAAGAACUCCCGUCUGGACAGAUGUUUCAGUAUGGUUCCGCAACGAUACCGGUAUAAAAAUGCUAGUGUGAACAGAGCAAAA
Polyodon spathula (Mississippi paddlefish) is the source of this 2383-nucleotide messenger RNA. Its product is annotated as C-type lectin domain family 4 member A-like. The coding region runs from base 63 to 1217 and encodes 384 amino acids. The record is from RefSeq and is a predicted model, not a curated record. The transcript has 10 exons. Lineage: Eukaryota; Metazoa; Chordata; Actinopteri; Acipenseriformes; Polyodontidae.